Molecule: messenger RNA, 2695 nt
Organism: Linum tenue
Lineage: Eukaryota; Viridiplantae; Streptophyta; Magnoliopsida; Malpighiales; Linaceae
Source: the annotation of a GenBank genome assembly
CCCUUUAUUUCUGUCAUUUUUCUAGGAGUGAGCCUUUGUUCUCACAAGAAAACCUGCAAGUGACGAAAUCGAAUCGAAGUCGAUCUCUGCAAAACCCUAAUUUCCCUUCGAUCUUCGUCGAGGAGGAGCAGAGGGCAGUGUUGGUGGCGGUGUUUGUUUGCCUCGGCCGUCGGUGUCUUAGUCCAAUUUUGUAUCACGAUGUCGUUGAGGCCGAACGCAAGGACUGAGGUCCGCAAGAACAGGUACAAGGUCGCCGUCGACGCGGAGGAAGGGCGGCGGAGGAGGGAGGAUAACAUGGUGGAGAUCCGGAAGAAUCGGAGAGAGGAGAGCCUCCAGAAGAAGAGACGCGAGGGACUGGCUGCUCAGCCCAUGCCUGCCUCGAUGCACUCUACUGCUGUCGAGAAGAAGUUGGAGCAUCUGCCUUCUAUGGUGUCUGGUGUUUGGUCUGAUGAUGGCAAUCUGCAGCUCGAGGCAACAACACAGUUCAGAAAGUUGCUCUCGAUUGAGCGGAGCCCUCCGAUUGAGGAAGUCAUACAAGCUGGAGUUGUUCCACGAUUCGUCGAGUUUCUAAUGAGAGAGGACUUUCCCCAGCUUCAGUUUGAAGCAGCUUGGGCGCUUACAAAUAUUGCUUCUGGAACAUCUGAUAAUACUAAAGUUGUGAUUGAUCAUGGUGCUGUGCCAAUAUUUGUAAAGCUUCUGGGUUCACCAAGUGACGAUGUCCGCGAGCAGGCUGUAUGGGCUCUAGGAAAUGUGGCUGGGGAUUCUCCAAGAUGCCGUGAUCUUGUGCUUGGCAAUGGAGCUUUGCUUCCACUGCUAGCUCAGCUUAAUGAGCAUGCAAAAUUAUCGAUGCUUAGAAAUGCUACAUGGACAUUGUCGAACUUCUGUCGUGGGAAGCCACAGCCUCCAUUCGACCAGGUUAAGCCUGCUCUUCCAGCCCUUGCACAGCUUAUUCAUUCUAAUGAUGAAGAGGUAUUGACUGAUGCGUGUUGGGCACUUUCAUAUCUAUCUGAUGGUACCAAUGACAAAAUUCAAGCUGUCAUUGAAGCUGGUGUUUGCCCUCGCCUGGUUGAACUCUUGUUGCACCCUUCUCCUUCUGUUCUCAUUCCCGCACUUCGGACUGUUGGAAAUAUUGUCACUGGUGAUGAUAUGCAAACUCAGUGUAUCAUCAAUCAUCAAGCACUUCCUUGUCUUCUCAACUUGCUGACCAACAACUAUAAGAAGAGCAUCAAGAAGGAAGCUUGCUGGACUAUCUCAAACAUAACUGCUGGUAACAAGGAGCAGAUUCAGUGUGUAAUUGAGGCUAAUGUCAUCGGCCCAUUAGUCCAUCUUUUGCAAAAUGCUGAAUUCGAUAUCAAGAAGGAAGCUGCUUGGGCAAUCUCUAAUGCGACCUCUGGUGGUACCCAUGACCAAAUCAAGUACCUUGUUAGCCAAGGCUGCAUCAAGCCAUUGUGCGACCUUCUCAUCUGCCCUGACCCCAGAAUUGUAACAGUAUGUCUUGAAGGCCUCGAGAACAUCUUGAAGGUUGGAGAGGCCGACAAGAAUCUUGGCAACACUGGUGGAGUAAAUCAGUAUGCCCAGUUGAUUGAUGAUUCUGAAGGUUUGGAGAAAAUUGAAAACUUGCAGUCUCAUGACAACACUGAGAUUUAUGAGAAGGCCGUCAGAAUUCUCGAGACUUAUUGGUUGGAGGAGGAAGAUGAGACAAUGCCACCUGGUGAUACUGCUGCUCAAUCUGGUUUCCAGUUCGGUGGCAGUGAUCCUGCAGUUCCUCCUGGUGGAUUCAACUUCAGCUAAAUAUUGGUCAGCUGUCUUCCAUCAGUCUCGGGGGUACUUGUCAAAGGUCAGGUCAUGUCUGGUCGGGUCGGGUCUUGAGUCGGGGUUUGGGUCGUCUUGGUCCAGUUGUCCAGUCCAGGGUGUCAAGUCUAAAGGGAGCUGGGUUUGGUUCGGGGUCUUGAGCACUUUGCUGCGUAGCAGUAAACGAACGACUUGAGGAACCCCGAUUCCAUAUUUCUUCUCAGUAAUGGGAAGUGAUUAGUCCACCGAGAUUUUAGCCCUCUUCGUAAGACAUUAUCAUGGUUGUCGAGUCAUCGAGUCUAUCUACGGAAUGUCUUAUUCGCUUUCCACAAUCAGUUUGGGUCUUAUUCAUCUCUUCCCCUCAUGAUUUUGGAACUCGCAGAAUCCUCCUCCUUAAGAUUGAGUCUUUUUGUAGUUAUGAUGGCAAAUACCCGAGGAUGAGUCUGUUUCCUUCUUUUUUUUGGUUUUCUUACCUUUUGAAUGGUAUAGCUUUUGUUUGCUGCGAGCGAGUUGAUGUUUUACUGUGAAGUCGAGAUGUAAUGAAAGUGUAAUGGAUUUUGGUUAUUGGAAAUGCAGAAAGGUCUUUGCAGUUUUAAGAGGGUACUGCUUGAUUUUGAUUUUGAUUUUGUUGAGCACUUGAAGCUCUUGUUUGGUACUCUCUUGAUUUCAAACAGGUUGUAAUGUGCAUGGAUUGAGGAGAAGUCGGUUUUAGCUGCUGUACAGUGACGGACACAGUUUCUUUCGGAAGUUAUUUUUUUACGGAAGUCACUUUGAUUCAUGGAGAUUUGAAGUACAGUUCAGUACUUAUACUAUUUUCUUUUUUAUAUCUAAAUUUUAAUUUUGUUUUAUGUAAAUUGCUAUUCGAAAAUUGUGUUUUGGUGGUAUUAAAAAAAUUUGGUAUGAU